Molecule: messenger RNA, 2270 nt
Organism: Equus caballus (horse)
Lineage: Eukaryota; Metazoa; Chordata; Mammalia; Perissodactyla; Equidae
Gene: LTF
Product: lactotransferrin
Biological process (GO): iron ion transport; antibacterial humoral response
Cellular component (GO): recycling endosome; early endosome; plasma membrane
Source: RefSeq, marked provisional
AUGAAGCUCCUCUUCCCAGUUCUGCUGUCCCUCGGGGCCCUUGGACUGUGUCUGGCUGCCCCUAGGAAAAGCGUUCGAUGGUGCACCAUAUCACCAGCAGAGGCAGCAAAAUGCGCCAAAUUCCAAAGGAAUAUGAAAAAAGUGAGAGGCCCCUCUGUCUCCUGCAUAAGGAAAACCUCCAGCUUUGAGUGCAUCCAGGCCAUCGCGGCAAACAAGGCAGAUGCUGUGACCCUCGAUGGCGGUUUGGUGUAUGAGGCAGGCUUGCACCCCUACAAACUGCGACCUGUGGCAGCGGAGGUCUACCAGACCAGAGGGAAGCCACAAACCCGCUAUUAUGCUGUGGCCGUAGUGAAGAAGGGCAGCGGCUUUCAGCUGAACCAACUGCAGGGCGUGAAGUCCUGCCACACAGGCCUUGGCAGGUCCGCUGGGUGGAACAUCCCUAUUGGGACACUUCGUCCAUACUUGAACUGGACAGGGCCACCUGAGCCCCUUCAGAAAGCUGUGGCCAACUUCUUCUCUGCCAGCUGUGUUCCCUGCGCAGAUGGAAAACAGUACCCCAACCUGUGUCGCCUGUGUGCGGGGACAGAGGCAGAUAAAUGUGCCUGCUCCUCCCAGGAACCAUACUUUGGCUACUCUGGUGCCUUCAAGUGUCUGGAAAAUGGGGCUGGAGACGUGGCUUUUGUCAAGGAUAGUACAGUAUUUGAGAACCUGCCAGAUGAGGCUGACAGGGAUAAGUAUGAGCUGCUCUGCCCAGACAAUACUCGGAAGCCAGUGGAUGCAUUCAAGGAGUGCCACCUGGCCCGGGUUCCUUCUCAUGCUGUUGUGGCCCGAAGUGUGGAUGGCAGGGAAGACCUGAUCUGGAGGCUCCUCCACAGGGCACAGGAGGAGUUUGGAAGAAACAAGUCAUCGGCGUUCCAGCUCUUUAAGUCCACUCCUGAGAACAAGGACCUGCUGUUCAAAGACUCUGCCCUUGGGUUUGUGAGGAUCCCCUCACAGAUAGAUUCUGGGCUGUACCUCGGUGCCAACUACCUCACUGCCACCCAGAACCUGCGGGAAACGGCGGCGGAGGUGGCGGCGCGGCGCGAGCGGGUUGUAUGGUGCGCCGUGGGCCCCGAGGAGGAGCGCAAGUGCAAGCAGUGGAGCGACGUGAGCAACCGGAAAGUGGCCUGCGCCUCGGCGUCCACCACCGAGGAGUGCAUCGCCCUGGUCCUGAAAGGAGAAGCGGAUGCGCUGAACUUGGAUGGAGGAUUUAUCUACGUUGCGGGCAAGUGUGGUUUGGUGCCUGUCCUGGCAGAGAACCAAAAAUCCCAGAACAGCAAUGCCCCAGAUUGUGUGCACAGACCACCAGAAGGGUAUCUGGCAGUGGCGGUUGUCAGGAAAUCAGAUGCUGACCUCACUUGGAAUUCUCUGAGUGGCAAGAAGUCCUGCCAUACCGGCGUGGGCAGGACCGCAGGCUGGAACAUCCCCAUGGGCCUGCUCUUCAACCAGACAGGCUCCUGCAAGUUUGAUAAAUUCUUUAGUCAAAGCUGUGCCCCUGGAGCUGACCCACAAUCCAGUCUCUGUGCACUAUGUGUUGGCAACAACGAGAAUGAGAACAAGUGCAUGCCCAACAGCGAGGAGAGAUACUAUGGCUACACUGGGGCUUUCAGGUGCCUGGCUGAGAAGGCUGGAGACGUUGCAUUUGUGAAAGAUGUCACUGUCCUGCAGAACACAGAUGGAAAGAACAGUGAACCGUGGGCUAAGGAUUUGAAGCAGGAGGACUUUGAGCUACUGUGCCUUGAUGGCACCCGGAAGCCUGUGGCUGAGGCUGAGAGCUGCCACCUGGCCAGGGCCCCAAAUCAUGCUGUGGUAUCUCAGAGUGAUAGGGCACAACACCUGAAAAAGGUGCUGUUCCUCCAACAGGAUCAGUUUGGAGGAAAUGGACCUGACUGCCCGGGCAAGUUUUGCUUAUUCAAGUCUGAAACCAAAAACCUUCUGUUCAACGACAACACUGAAUGUCUGGCUGAACUCCAAGGCAAAACAACAUAUGAGCAAUAUUUGGGAUCAGAGUAUGUCACGUCCAUCACUAAUCUGAGACGCUGCUCGAGCUCCCCGCUUCUGGAAGCCUGCGCCUUCCUGAGGGCAUAAAGUCAGAGAAGACGGCCCGGUGUCCCUGGGGGAGCCUCAGCCCCUCGCCGCUCCCAGCCUUCACCCCCUUCCUGAGAGUGAUGCUCGCCAGACUCAUCUGCUUUCACAGUUUCCGCUGUCAUCUUAGCAAGAAAUAAAAUGAG